GGGAACAUUGAAGAUUUCCCGACGUUCUCUUUGUCUUUAAUUACGGAGUGGUUUGGAAAUUUGGUUGCUCUACAUAUUCUUGUAAUUUGGUGUUGCAAAUAUUCCUAAAUUAGUCGAACCGUUAAUCCAGCCGCCAGCACUAGUGAAGUCAUCGCGACAAAAUUAAGAUGCCCAGCUUGAAAGUGAUAGAAAACAGCAAGACCAGCACUCCGGAAUCCUUCGCCAAUGCAGCGGAAAGCGGAGGCCCCGAGGAGUGCAUUGCCUCGAAGGAAGCUGUUAAUCACUCGCAAAGCGCUUCCAAUUCCUCCGGAACCAAUAACGGGAACGGCAAAGAGCAGCCGGCAAACCCGCUGCAGCAAAUUGUAUUGAUUAUCGAGCAUAAAAUUCGCAAUUUGGAGAAGCGUAAGAAUAAAUUGGAAUCCUACAAGUCAAUCGAGAAAUCCGGCAAAAAGCUCACCGGCGAUCAAAAAACUGCUGUUUCCAAGUACGAUGAGUGUUUGACUUCUCUGGAAUUGACGCGAGAGCUCUGUAAGCAGUUUCAACCAAUUGUUGCGUUGGCCAACAAGGAGGCGAAAAAGGAAGCUAAACGGAGUGUCUUCGUCAGAGCGCAGCAGGAGAACGCAAAGAUUCGAGAAGUCUUGAUCAUCCAGGACGUUCUGAAGCGCUUUACCGAGGACAGCGUACGUGAGGAUUUCCGUCAGGGAACAAAUGGAGCGUGUAAGAUUGCAGACAGUGACUUACUCCUGCUGGAACAGCUAUACGAUGAGACGUUGGCGAAGCGUCCGAAAAAUUCGGCCGAACCAACGUUUGUUACCGCAGUAAAGCAGGCAGCCGACCACUUUUCGGCAAUAGUGGAUGGCCGAAACAAACCUUUUGCGGACGUUACUUACGUGCAUCUCAAAAACGUCAUUACUGAGAUUCAGAACUGUGGAUAUUUUGAAAAGGACAUAAUCACGGUGCAGGAAGAAGAAAUCGAGAACGUCGACGAGAAGGAAGAGGUGGUGGAGGCGGAUGAUAUCGGUUUGAAUGAUGAGCCCCAGGAAUUGGAACCCGCGGUAGAACAAAUUAGUUUACCGAAAGUGGAAUCGGAUAUAGUGUCUUCGGUACCCAUGCCACUGGCCACUGAGGCCCCAAACAUGAAAGUAUUUGCCGAAGCCCCCGCAGCAACUGCAGUUCCAACCCCAUCGUUUUUAACUCAGCCAACUAUGGUUCGCCAAGCUGUCCCAAAUCCUCCUGCACCUGUCCCUGAAAUUGCAGCUGCUCCCCUCCCUGUUGCUCCGACUGUUCAUUUGCCCGCGCAGCACAUCAAUUCCAACAGCGUACUUCCUGCGAAUACGCCGAACAUGCUUUCAGCUGCCCCCAUCAUUGUUCCUACUGGUCCUGUGACUGUGCCUAUGAUGCAACCCGCCGCAAGCGGUCCAUUGCCUCAAGUUCCGGGACAACAGCUCAAUGCUACCACUGUUCAAGCCGUCGAGAACGCGUAUUUCAAACAGCAUUACAUUCAGCAACAGAUGCGUCCUAUUCAUGAGGUGAUCGGCACUGGAAACUUCUUUUUCUUACAAGAGUCGGAAAUCGACAAGCCGGACGUUAUUUCCUCGGCGGUUUCUUUCGGCAACCCAAUGAGUUCAAGUAACGUCACCCCUCAACCGCCGCAUCCGCAAGUGCUCAUGGGACAGACAACCAAUGCUUCCAAUCAUACUCCCGUCGAUCCGCAGGGCCUAUCUGCUCAACCGUCACCAGCAAUGAUCGCCCCUCAGCAACCCAGCAUCAUUAUGGGCACGCAGCAACAGAACUUCAAUAACCAACCCUUCCAGAAUUUGGCAGCUACCACCGUUAAACCCUUCAAUCAUGUGAUCCAACCACAAGCAAUGGAAAAUGCAAGACCUUUAAGUCAACCAAUAAACACCAUCCCACAUGCGAGGUCACCGGUCGCUUCGAAAGCUCCAGAGCUUGGUCAUAUUCCAGGAUUUACCACAAGCCAUACGACGGUAGUGCCAACGCAAUCUGUUGCCGCAAAGGAACAAAGCUCACCCUCAAUGCCACAAUCCAUUCAAGAAGACCCACAAAGCAACGCACAAAGACAGUCGGUGCAUAAAACGCAACUGCCACAGCAAACUCCAAUCAGUGGACAGCAGCCUACCGCUGGUAUGAAUGCACAUUUCAACUCUAAUUUGCAACAAUAUCCUACGUUAGUUCCAAACAUGCAUGAACCGUCUAACGCGGCUGUGAAUACCAACUUAACGCAAAACCUUCCCGGCCUAAUGGUUGACGCCACUGCGGACAAAUUAAAGACUUCGCUCAACUUAUCUGACAAAUACCCUAUGAAUCAAUCGCAUUUAAACCAACAACAACAACAUUCAAAGUUGCGUCACGACGAAUGGAACAGAUCGACGCCUGAUUACGUACCCAAUGUGCCGAAAUCGGACGAUCAGUGGUCCAACAGCUCGCUGGGCAGGGGCAGUGGCCCGGAAAGUGGUCCCAACAGUAAGACCCAGUACAGCAUGACCAGCCAGCAGAAGCCGCAGCCAGUAUCAUCUAUUGCGCACGAGAGUAGUGCGGCGUCUGUGAACGAGCCAAGCAAACGGCACGAGCAGAAUGACAAUAUGGCAUCGGGAUAUGUCCCGGGUUUACAGGGCGCGCACGAAACUACGCAUUCCACGCAUCAGCUACACCAGGCAGGGCAUCGUAACGCUCGCAGUACCUCCAACUCUCAAUAUCAGCAAAACAAUGGGACGAAUGCACGUUUCGAUAAUGGAAUGAGCAAUUCUUCAUCGACGUUCUUCAAAAACAACGAGCGAUUUUACCAACAGAAUCAAACAAGUAAUUACGGAUCCAACAAGUCUGACUCGUCGUACCAUCAGCGAGGCUCAAUGUUCAAAAACCGGAGUGACAACAACGGUAACCCUCAACCACGUGGUGCGAGCUACAGCUCUGCCGCAGGCGGCACUAACCAAUCGACUGGAGGCGUGACCAACAACGGCAGUAACAACAAUAACACCAACAACAACAGUGGUAACUUUGGUAGCGGCAUGGACUACCGAUCGAACGCUCGCCCCGUGAACAGCACGAGGAACACGGGGCCACCGUCAGCGCGGCCACAUCAACGUAAUCAUUCCGGUAACAGCUACGGCGGUCCACGUGGGGGAUCGAACUCUAGAGCACAAUCGUCUAUUAAUGCGUAAGCGUUCGGAGAAUAUGAUGUGGUUGAGACGCUUUGGAAACUAAUGAUCUACGCGUAUGUAUUUGCUGUAUUUGUAGUGACGACAAGAUAUUUUCUAAGCAAAUAGAAAUACUUCAUACUAAUUUUAACAGAAAAAUAUUCAAAUUAAGUCAAAUACAUCCUAUACAUCAUGCUAAUUAUUCAAAUAAGUCUACUUUGCUUUCCAUUGAACUCUGUAUUUUGUAAGCAAAUAUAGCAAGGUAAAAAUAAACACUUUGAGUGUAAUCAGCAUA
This is a messenger RNA of Armigeres subalbatus, 3453 nucleotides long. RefSeq names its product caprin homolog. The record is from RefSeq and is a predicted model, not a curated record. The transcript is spliced from 4 exons. NCBI's taxonomy places the organism in Eukaryota, Metazoa, Arthropoda, Insecta, Diptera, Culicidae. Bases 168 to 3182 code for a protein of 1004 amino acids. Gene Ontology annotation, cellular component: cytoplasm. Gene Ontology annotation, molecular function: RNA binding.